Porites evermanni is the source of this 4177-nucleotide messenger RNA. Lineage: Eukaryota; Metazoa; Cnidaria; Anthozoa; Scleractinia; Poritidae. The record is from the annotation of a GenBank genome assembly.
UCGACAGAAUUGACAAACGUUUGCCUUGAAACUGAUGCUUUAACAGAGUUGAAGGCGAAGUUGGAAAAAGCUGUUUGUUGGACCAGUAAAUAUGAGACUUCCUGGAGUCCGGAAUUUUCCCGCUCAGUUGAUGAACUGUUAAUGGAAGCUUGCGAUGAAAUGAGCCGUUUGAUCGAAGGACCUUUGGCGUCGUGCCGACUCGAGAUUGUAAGAAUGAUUUUAAGGCUGCGAUUUGCUUGGGGUAGCGAAGUGUUCGAAUAUCUUAAUAUCAAGUCUUUUCCACGAGAAAGAAUCGAAACAAAAACGGCUCUCAUCCUGGCUGGGCAAUAUUUUGAGCCCGAUAAAAUCUACAAAACUGACAAUCGAAUUUGUCGAUUGUAUGUGUUCAAAGUUAGAGACGUAGAAACCAAAGUACCUGUGUUUACAUACUACCUGGAAUGUAGCACUAUUCUACAGAAGUUUUAUGUACUUUGUUUAGAGUGUUCUGGAGGGCAUCUACAACUAACAAGAUACGGAAGCAUCUGCCCGUCGUAUUGGACAGUUAGAGAAGACAUGCUCGGCGAUUUUGGUUAUAAGGAACAAAACGCUCUCGCAAAAUGCCGCGACCCUAGCUAUGAACAAACUGAGUGAUUUCAACACAAAAUUUUAACUUCAUUAAUAGUGUAAAACAUUUUACCACAUGUUUCUGUAACAUAAAACAAGUAAACAAACACGAAAACAGGGGCUCUGGUAAUAUAUAUAUAAGCAUGACACCAACAACAGCAACAAUUCAGUGCGCGUAAAAUUCCGAAAAUAAGCCUCGGGGCUUUUAUUUUUAAAAUGACCUUUUAAAUAAUGAAGGGUUUAUUUUUGGAGGGGCUUAUAUCAGCUUAUAGCCGGAGGGGCUUAUAUACGGAGGGAAAUUUGCGUUUCAAAAUCGGCUAGGCUUAUACUCGGGAGGGAGAUAUGCGUCUCAUAACUCAUUGGGCCAGCUUAUAGUAGGAAGGAAGUUUAUGUGAUUAUGUCAGUAAUUUGCAGCAAGUUUUUACUGAAACUCGUCAUGAGGACUUGGAUCUUUCUUAAACUCAGCCAUGUAUGUACUUUAUCUAUACUGGACCGAGGAAAUCCAAGCCACUUUUAGACUGCCAUUAUUUAUUUGGCGGACGUAGAAGUUCUUUGGCAAACGCAGAAAUUUAUGAGUAACUGUACAGUUUUUCUCUAUUUCAUUUUGAAUUUGAGGGCAAUUUUACGAGUACAAGCCCCCAGGGGCUUAUAUUUGGAGGGGCGAUUUAUCGGAGGGUUUUUUGUGCUACGAGUUUGGGGGGCUCAUUUUCGGGAUUUUACGGUAUUCUUAUAAAGAGCGUAGAAGGAUUUUCUUUUUUUAAGACGAGUGAAAAUGUCGUUAUCCGAUAUCAUUUAAUUUGUUUCAUUCGAGGCCCCAUAUUUUAUGAGACAAGUCACCAUUUGCAUGAUGGCGUCAUUUUACUACUACGACUAGAAUCCCUUUCGUUUUUCUUUCAUAUUUAAAUUUGGUAAUCCUAUAACAGAAGCCCAAAUUUGCACAAGAAAGCAAAACCCUGAAGGAUUCUGGUCGUAGUGGUAGAAUGACGUCAUCGUGCAAACGACCUAUGGCUGUCACUUGAAUUCUGGAUUCCAGGUAAUAGAUUCUGGGUUCCUUUUCAGUGGAACUUAGGUUCCAGAUUCCAAUCGUUAGGGGAAUUAUGGAUCUCUCGGAUUCCAAAAGCAAAUCUUUGAUUCCGCGGAUUCCGGAUAACCUUUAAGUGGUGCCUUACUGGCAUCAAAUUCUGUAAAUCUUCAUGGGCGGACCCGUAAAUGUGCAAAUUGGUGGUGUGCUGUUGUCUCCUUCCCACCGGGUCUACGGUCCAGCGCUCGCUAUCGCUGAUCUGGGGAUGUUGAAGCGUUGUUUAGAAGAGCAAUUAAUGCAAGAGCCGAAGGAUAGGGGGACGGGGGACAGCGGGCGUUUUAUUUGUACAUGGGGCUUAUCAUCCUCCGUUUGCGCUUUGAGCUUUCUCAUCUCGCGUCCCGCGAUUGUCUUCAGCAUCCCCCUUCUUAUUCGCCACUUCAAAAACUCCUUAAUAAUUCACAAAGAAAAAGCAAAAGGAAUUAUGUCUGAUAAAGCCACGGCUAAACUUACGUCCAAUUUUUAAGACCAAAAAAACCUCAAAUCUAAAUGUUAGUGCAAGAAUGAGUUGAUCUAUAUCAGAGAUUUUAAAGCCCUUCAAAAAACUCGCAGUCGUGUAUUAUCAGGUUUAAAAAUUCUCGACUUCGCCUCGAGUUUUUAAACCUGAUAAUACACUCCUAGUCGUUGUUUAAACAGUAAUUUUUCAUUGCCCACAAUACACAUUUUUUUACUGCCCACUCACCCAGCCUGCCACCAAAUUUUGAAUAAACAUUCUUUUCGUUUUCUCUUUUUUGUGCAAAAUUUUAGGGGGUAUAUAAGGUGUAUAAGGAUUUGGGCUUGGAAGUACUAAGCCUGUGUAUUAGGUAGGUUUUUUGGUAGACAUUUCGUCGCCUUUAAAGUAACCUUCACCAAUGGGGACCACAGGGCGGACCAUAGUCGAACGUGCGGCGAGACAGGCGCUUGCUUGUCACGCCCUCUGUCACGCACAAAAUGCCUAUUAUUAAAAAAAAAAUGGAAGAAGCUCUCUAAUCCCGUCAUUCAUAUCUGUCAGAGCCGCCUAAGCACAAGAUUAGAUUUAAUCCAAGGAAAUAAUUUCAAGUUUCCAUCAACUCGUCACAAAACCCACGAGGAAUGAGAGUAGGCAGAUGUUGAGUGCGGUCGCGUAUUUUGUGACGUCAAUUGUUGAACUCACGCAAACACCAAUAAAAAUUUGUGUAAUCAAAUUAGUAAUAUGUUCAAUCAAGCAUGUUUCUUGUACUCUUCACUUUAUUUUAGCUUGGGAUUCUUAAACAAAAGUGCUUCAUCUUAUCAAAAUCGCCCGGUUUGGUGCGUGAAUGGUUUGUCGGCGUUUUUAUUUUUAAUACCAAUUUUAUGAUGAGUGUUUGUCGUUUUUUUUAAGUUAUCCAGCAUAUAACCAGUAAAAGUAAUAUGUACUGAUGAAUAAUAUAAAUUGGAUAAAUAGAAAAUAAUUUCUCCAUUAUUGUCGCUUAUUUUAGCUGCUUAAACAAGAAAAAACACUUUGAGUGCUUUGAAGACGUGACAUGCAUAAUUACCAUAAUUUCCGGUUGACAAAGGGUUUCAUUGACUCCUUUUGUACUUUGGUCUUUAAGGGAAAAAAAAACCUCCCAGGUAUAGGUACAUGGGGCACGGAUAAAUUUAGCCUGCAUUUUCGGUAGUCGCUUCGCGUUCCCCUGAGGUUAGUAGAGAUAGUUCAUGCGCUAAUCGCAGCAAAAUGCUCUGGGAAACUUGUGAACUACUGCCUAAAUUGUGAGUCAGUUUUGGGCAAGUUGUCAAUGCAGAAGUAUUGUUGCUGUGCACGCUAUGGGACACUGUUGCUCUUGCGUAUGUCAGAACAGAAAUGUCUUCUCAGAAAAGAUCAAGACGGUAAACUCGAUUCGCGACGACUGGAUUUACGUUGACUUCGAUUCUGAAAUAACCGAGUUCGACGAAGAAGAUGAUGCCAUGUUCAUGCGUGAUGAGUCACUCGACGAGCUUCUGUCGGAGUUUGAAGAUGCGCUCUUCUGGCCAAAGAGGGACAAGUGCUUCCCGAGCUCGGCGUCUGUGGAUUCCAUGAACAUGCUGUUUUGCAAGGCAGCUACUGAGAUGUCACGGCUAGCAGGGGACGGGAAAUACAACGAGGCGGACGAAGUUGCGGACGCUUUAUUAGAACUCGUGGAUGUAUGGGGAGACGGUGUGUUUCAAACUUUGAAUAUGAACUUCUUCACAAGAGAGGAAAUUUCACUUGGCAGGUUUGUCGCAAGGGUUGGGCAAUACUUGAAGCCAGAACCACUGCAGGAAAAUGACGACGACUUGACCGUGAAACUGUAUUUCUUUAUCGUCUACGACACUGAUCUUGAGAAAUAUGUCUGCACAUAUCACCUAGAAUACCGUGACUUUGACGGAAUGGCGGACGCUGUCUAUUUACUCAAACUUCGGUCACGCAAAGGUAAAUAUAAGAUCGCGGCGUAUGGCAACACCUGUCCUUCAUACUGGAAAAUCAGAGAGGAUGUUUUGAAAGAUUUCGUGAAGAGAAAACGCUCAUUCAUUUCUUGCUAG